AUGGCAAGCUCCGACAAGAGUAAGAGGCCUCGACCCGGACAACCUGAUUCUACUGCAAUGCCACCGACUUCCUGGGCCAAACGCACCGGGUUUCGACCCAAAUUCUCUGGAGAGACUAAUGCCAGCGACUCUGGCCAAAUUACAUCCCUACCUCAAGUUCAACCCAAGCCAAAAGAAUCCGACUCUAACCUUGACCUUGAGGCGGGCCGACCGAAGCCAAUCCCGGAAAAGCCUUCCCUCCCAACAUCCAAUGGGGAGACGGGGGCUGUGAAGCCCCCAGGGGAUAAGGAGAAGGAGCAGACGCCACCGGUGAGGAAGCGGAGAGACUCGGAUGGAGGCAGGAAUUUGGGGGCGAAUGGGCAUCCGGUGGCUGCAGGAGAGGGGAGUAGGAGGGGCUUGAGGGACGAAGAAGCAGCUGCCCCGAUUGAUGUGCUGCCGCAGACCGUGGUGGAUGAUGAUGGAUUUGUAUCGAGGCAUGCACAUAUGAAGUAUGAGCUCAGAGAUACUCCUGGUCUUGUUCCCAUUGGUCUGUACGGGUUUCAACAUUAUCUUUCGAUGUUGGGUUCGUUGAUACUAAUUCCUCUCGUGAUAGUUCCAGCAAUGGGUGGUACCUAUGAGGAUACAGCAAAUGUGGUUUCCACUGUGCUAUUCGUGUCGGGACUGACAACACUUUUGCACACUUCAUUUGGAUCAAGAUUGCCUCUAAUACAGGGCCCUUCCUUUGUUUAUCUUGCUCCUGCACUUGCAAUAAUAAACUCUUCUGAGUUUUUGGGACUAAAUGACAAUACUUUCAAGCAUAUAAUGAAAGAGCUACAGGGGGCAAUAAUUAUUGGUUCAACUUUUCAAGCCUUCCUGGGAUACAGUGGAUUAAUGGCAUUGCUGUUAAGGUUAAUUAAUCCAGUGGUUGUGGCCCCUACCAUUGCUGCUGUUGGACUUUCUUUUUACAGCUAUGGUUUCUCACGAGUUGGUACCUGCAUUGAAAUUGGUGUUGUUCAGAUAUUAUUUGUGGUUCUUUUUUCUCUUUACCUUCGCAAAAUAUCGGUGUUGGGUCACCGUGUAUUUCUGAUUUAUGCUGUUCCACUGGGUCUUGCCAUUACAUGGGCAGCGGCUUUCCUUCUGACUGAAGCUGGAGCAUAUAGCUACAAAGGUUGUGAUGUGAAUGUACCAGCCUCAAAUAUAAUAUCUAAUAACUGCAGAAAGCACGUUUCAAGAAUGAAGCAAUGUCGCGUUGAUACUUCUCAUGCAUUAAGAUCUUCUCCAUGGUUUAGAUUUCCUUACCCAUUACAAUGGGGCACACCUGUCUUUCACUGGAAGAUGGCCCUUGUAAUGUGUGUGGUGUCAGUAAUCUCUUCAGUUGAUUCAGUUGGUUCAUAUCAUGCAUCUUCGUUGCUAGUAGCAUCCAGACCUCCAACACCUGGCGUUUUAAGUCGAGGGAUUGGUCUUGAAGGUGUUUCCAGCAUUUUGGCUGGUCUUUGGGGCAUUGGAACUGGCUCCACAACUUUGACUGAAAAUGUGCACACUAUUGCUGUUACUAAAAUGGGAAGUCGCAGAGCAGUCGAGUUGGGUGCAUGCGUUGUAAUUGUCCUAUCCCUUAUAGGUAAAGUCGGGGGAUUUAUUGCAUCAAUCCCCCAAGUGAUGGUUGCAGCUCUCUUGUGCUUUAUGUGGGCAAUGCUUACAGCGUUGGGCUUGUCAAAUCUUCGUUAUAGUGAGGCAGGGAGUUCAAGGAACAUCAUAAUUGUAGGCUUGUCUAUGUUCUUUUCCCUAUCAAUACCAGCUUAUUUUCAGCAGUAUGGUAUAUCUCCAAACACAAACUUGUCUGUCCCGAGUUACUUUCAGCCAUAUACAGCGGCUUCUCAUGGUCCGAUUCACACCAAAUUUUCAGGGCUCAACUAUGUUCUGAAUACGUUGUUGUCACUUCACAUGGUGAUCGCAUUCCUAGUAGCCGUCAUCCUUGACAACACGGUACCGGGCAGUAGACAGGAACGUGGGGUGUACGUAUGGUCCAAACCUGAUACAGCAAGAAGGGAGCCUGCUGUAACUAAAGACUAUGAGUUGCCUUUAAGAGUCGGCAAAGUUUUCAAAUGGGUAAAAUGGGUCGGACUUUAG
This is a messenger RNA of Fraxinus pennsylvanica, 2106 nucleotides long. NCBI's taxonomy places the organism in Eukaryota, Viridiplantae, Streptophyta, Magnoliopsida, Lamiales, Oleaceae. The record is from the annotation of a GenBank genome assembly.